Messenger RNA from Globicephala melas (long-finned pilot whale), 2783 nucleotides. It is a transcript of the gene CMKLR2, whose product is annotated as chemerin chemokine-like receptor 2. NCBI's taxonomy places the organism in Eukaryota, Metazoa, Chordata, Mammalia, Artiodactyla, Delphinidae. The record is from RefSeq and is a predicted model, not a curated record. Gene Ontology annotation, biological process: complement receptor mediated signaling pathway; phospholipase C-activating G protein-coupled receptor signaling pathway; positive regulation of cytosolic calcium ion concentration. Gene Ontology annotation, cellular component: plasma membrane. Gene Ontology annotation, molecular function: G protein-coupled receptor activity; complement receptor activity.
GGCCGUUCUCACCUCGGUGGAGGCCGCCGUGAUUCCUUCCCGGCCCGGGUGGAGGCCAAGGACCCAGGGAGUACGCUCCCUUCCUAUUCCGGAUCCACCACGACGCCCAGACCCCCGGGCUGUCCGGAGAGCCGCCCGCCGCCCGCGGAGCCAGAAAUUGGAGCCACCGUCUCUCCCGCCAGUGCGGGAGGAUAAGCAGAGCGAGAGCGUCACUCGCAGGACCCGGGUCCCGAAUCACGACUCAGCCCACGUAGACGUCCACGGGGAAUGUAGCGUUGCAGCCCUCAUUAAGGUUUGACGUCAACGAAGAAACUGAGGGGCUGCUUCCCCACCUGAACCUGAGACUGCCAGAACAACUUGUCCAGACCACCAGGGACCUGAGAGCAGAGAGAAUAUCUGCUGCCUGGCAGCCCUGCGUGGGGCUUUCCAGCAUCAAAAUAGACGAACCAGGGCUUCCCUGGUGGCGCAGUGGUUGAGAGUCCGCCUGCCGAUGCAGGGGACACGGGUUCGUGCCCCGGUCCAGGAAGAUCCCACGUGCCGCGGAGCGGCUGGGCCCGUGAGCCAUGGCCGCUGAGCCUGCGAGUCCGGAGCCUGUGCCCCGCAACGGGAAAGGCCCACGUACCGCAAAAAAAAAAAUAGAUGAACCAGGGUACAGAGGACUUUCCACCUUUCAGAAAGGAUUUUGGCUCACUGUUGGAAAGGACCUUACCGCGGAUAGCAUCACCCCAGCCCAGGAGUUCACUGCUAAAGAGGACUUCGCGUCCUCCUCAAGCUCUUACGCAGAAUUACCCCUUGGACUCAACCCAGCUGUGUCGCUCCACACUUACAGCAGCCUCCCCUACUCCUCCCCUAAGCGUCUCCGGGACCAUUUACAGCAAUAUCACCCAUGGGGUGUCUACCUUCCAGAGCUAGCAGCUUACUUCCCCCGGGAUCCUGCUAUAGUCUACCCUGCCUGGUAAACUUUCCUAAAGAGCUGCUGAAUCUUCAGUCAUCUGGUCGACCUUCCAAAGCAUCCCUCCAAAGCAGAGCCAGCUUUUCUUCAAGCCCCAGCCCAUGUUUUCUACAUAAAUCCUAGUGGUCAUUCUCAGCAUCCGUGGAAGCUGGGAAAUGUAGCGCUUUAUCUGGAUACAACAACAAUAUUUAUUUCCUAAAUAAAAUUGUGGUUCUGAAGGGCAAUAAGUUAAAAGAUUAUUUACCUCCCUUGGUUACAAAAAGAGGAAAUACUUCUUCCAAGACUCGGGGUAGCUGCGGCCAGUUCUCCCGGAGAAAUUAUUUUACCACAAAGAUUCAGAGCACAGAGCCCGGAAGCCUUUGCCCACCAGCCUCCCUGCCGCUGCACUGCAUGGGCACCUUCUGAGAAUGUCAUUUCAAAAGCCAGAUAAAAGCCAAACGAGGAGGCUGGGAGAAGAGUGUCCAACGUAGCUGUUCUGAAAACCACUCUCCAUUUCAUUCUGGAGCAGGGAGGUUACACCACACAUCACAAAAGCUUCUCUCCUCGCAGAAAAUUAACUGAGCCAUACAGAUUGUACAAAUCAGGACACAAACUUCUGGGUGGAGCAUUAAAUCAACUGUUAUAUUUCUUCAUUUUGCAUUUAGCAAGGUCAUGGAAGAUCUAGAGGAAACAUUAUUUGAAGACUUUGAGAACUACUCCUAUGCCCUGGAAUAUUACUCCCCAGAGACUGAUUUGGAGGAGAAAGCACACCUAGGAGUCAUUCACUGGGUCUCCCUCGUGUUAUACUGUUUGGCAUUUGUGCUGGGCAUUCCAGGAAAUGCCCUUGUCAUUUGGUUUACGGGAUUCAAGUGGAAGAAGACAGUCACCACUCUCUGGUUCCUCAAUCUAGCCAUCGCAGAUUUCAUUUUUCUUCUCUUCUUGCCCCUGUACAUCUCCUAUGUGGCCAUGAAUUUCCACUGGCCCUUUGGCAUCUGGUUGUGCAAGGCCAAUUCCUUCAUUGCCCAGUUGAACAUGUUUGCCAGUGUUUUCUUCCUGACGGUGAUAAGCCUGGACCGCUAUAUCUACUUGAUCCACCCUGUCUUAUCUCAUCGGUACCGGACCCUAAGGAACUCUCUGAUUGUUAUUAUAGUUGUUUGGCUUUUGGCUUCACUAAUGGGUGGUCCCGCCCUGUUUUUCCGGGACACUCUGGAGUUCAAUAACCACACUCUUUGCUAUAACAACUUCCACGAGCAUGAUCCUGACCUCACGUUGAUGAGGCAUCAUAUUCUGACCUGGGUGAAAGUUAUUGUUGGGUACCUCUUCCCUCUUCUAACAAUGAGCAUUUGCUACUUGUGCCUCAUCUUCAAGGUGAAGAAGCGAAGCAUCCUGAUCUCCAGUAAGCACUUCUGGACCAUCCUGGCUGUGGUCAUUGCCUUUUUGAUUUGCUGGACUCCGUAUCACCUGUUUAGCAUUUGGGAGCUCACGAUUCACCACAAUAGCUAUUUCCACCAGGUGCUGCAGGCCGGAAUCCCCCUCUCCACUGGCUUGGCAUUCCUCAAUAGUUGCUUGAACCCCAUUCUUUAUGUCUUAAUUAGUAAGAAGUUCCAAGCACGCUUUCCGGCCUCAGUUGCUGAGAUACUAAAAUAUACGCUGUGGGAAGUGAGCUGUUCUGGCACAGUAAGUGAACAGCUCAGGAACUCUGAAACCAAGAAUCUGUGUCUCCUGGAAACAGCCCAGUGAAUUCUUACUCUUGCACAGAUCAUAUGGCUUUUGUGUGGGUCCCCUGACAGAUGCUUUCGGAUUGUUUGGGUCCAAGACAUAGAGCUGACUGUAUCUUUUUAUUGUUUUUGGU